Messenger RNA from Phytophthora nicotianae INRA-310, 1540 nucleotides. RefSeq lists its product as hypothetical. The transcript has 2 exons. Lineage: Eukaryota; Oomycota; Peronosporomycetes; Peronosporales; Peronosporaceae. The coding region runs from base 130 to 1284 and encodes 384 amino acids. The record is from RefSeq and is a predicted model, not a curated record. Gene Ontology annotation, cellular component: cytoplasm. Gene Ontology annotation, molecular function: 2-oxoglutarate-dependent dioxygenase activity.
GGAGAAACCAAUGAAAAGUGUCAAGAGCGCCAAUGUCACCACCACCUUCAGCAACCCUACUUGGCUCACCCUUUCCGCGAUGCAAUGAGCACAUCGGUCUGAGUGGAGCAUGACGGAAUCUCCGUGUCGAUGCUGCAUCGGUCUGUUCACUUUCCAAUUCACCCCGUGACAACAACAAUGGCUCCUCAACAACAAGACUCUCAGACUGUGGCUACGACCACCACCGCGCCUUCCGUGGAGAAAACGGUGCCCGCAACCAAGCCAAAGCCCAUCAAGAACGCGCUCAACGAAGAGGUGGAGCAUUUCGAGUUUGAGCACCCUGAACUGCGCAGUGUGUACCCCACGACCAAAUACGACCCCAUUCCGGUGCUACCGUACGAGGACCGAGGACUGAAGGCCGACCCGACGUUCAAGAACCUACUCAAGGAUGCCACAGUGACGCACUUGGCGCCGAAAAUCGGCACGGAACUGUCGGGUAUUCAACUGCAUGAGCUCACGGACGCGCAGCGCGAUGAGCUUGCCCUGCUGGUCUCUCACCGCGGCGUAGUCUUCUUUCGAGACCAGGAGAUUAAUAUCGAGCAGCAGAUUGAUCUCGGUCGCUACUACGGACCUCUACACGUACACCAGAACCUCGGUCACCCUGAAGGACACCCGGAAGUGCUGGUGGUCGAGAACUCGGUGGCUGACAGCGACCGUAUCAUCAAACGCCAGCAGUACGACCCGGAUAAUGUGUGGCACAGUGACGUGUCUAACGAGCGUCAGCCUCCGUCGUACACGAGCUUCAAGGUGUUAACGAACCCUCCGCUUGGUGGUGACACCUUGUGGGCAUCCGCAUACGAAGCUUACGAGCGACUCUCACCGCCAUUCAAGAAGUUCAUUGAGGGGUUGACAGCGAUUCACAGCAGCAAGGCUCAAGCCGAGCGAGCAGAGCAACGUGGACAUACAAUUCGUCGAGCUCCGGUGGAAUUUGAGCACCCGGUCGUGCGCACCCACCCGGUCACUGGACGCAAGGCUCUGUUUGUCAACCCCGCGUUCACUAGACGCAUUCGGCAGCUCUCUUCUCGCGAGUCAGAUGCAGUGCUCAAAGUGCUGUAUAAGCAUAUCACGGAGGGCCACGAGUUCCAAGUUCGCUUCCGCUGGUCCAAGAAUGCUGUGGCGGUCUGGGACAACCGCAUCACCGCUCACUUCGCCACGUUCGACUACUUACCUGGCAACCGACACGCCGUUCGAGUGACCACACAAGGCGAGAUCCCUUACUUCGACGGUGAAGACGACAAACCCUAGAGCCUGUCUACCUUCGAUUCCUGGCACUCAAUUGCCAUUGUAAUUGUAGUUAACGAAUAUUGUGCACAGUACAAUCAUCCCUACAGCAUUUCGUGACCGACUCGUUUACGAUAGAAAUCUGAAAACUGGGCGACUAUAUUCCAAUAUAGAUUCUGCAAUAAUGCAUUGCUUGCAACUAGUGAUGCUUACAGCAUUUUCUCUCAGCCUUUGGGCGAGGUAGAAUACACGAUAGCCAAGUGGAUUUCAUCAGCAUCGG